Molecule: messenger RNA, 3387 nt
Organism: Lytechinus pictus (painted urchin)
Lineage: Eukaryota; Metazoa; Echinodermata; Echinoidea; Temnopleuroida; Toxopneustidae
Exons: 1
Coding region: 1-3387 (1128 amino acids)
Source: RefSeq, a predicted model, not a curated record
AUGGCUGACGUCAACAAGUUGAAGCUAUCAAGACGAAACAUCAAGGGUCAGUUGACGCAAACAUUAUCGACAAUUGACAGCCUUACAACAGAUGCCGUUGGUGAUCUAGACAUGUUAAAGAAAUACAUCACUAAAGCUGAGCAACAAUUUGAGAAAGUGGAAGAGAAACAUUCGGCGCUGAUGGAUAUCAUCGAAGAUCAGAGAGAGUAUGAGGUGGAGGAGAAAUGGAUGGGAGAAUGUGAAAAUGAGUACGUCCAGGUGUUAAUACGGGGAAGGAGGGUCGUCGACCGUCAGUCUCAAUCUCCCCUGGACAAUCAACAGUUUCUCCCCUCUUCACCUACAAUUCCACAUCCAAGAUCCAGUCCAGCUUCAUAUGCGCCAUCUCCUAUGCCCCACACCGCUACGUCGGCUGCUCCAAGAAUGGCAAGAAUGAGAUUCCCAACUUUCAAUGGGAACCUUCGAGACUACAAGCGUUUCAAAGAAUUGUUCACCCACUGUGCAACAGAGUUAACAGAGAUGGAAUGCUUCCAUCAACUGACCGAAUCAAUGAUUAAUGUCAAAGAACGCGACAAAAUCAAAGGGUGCAUUAGUGUUGAACGAGCCUGGCAGGUACUUGAUGAGUGUUACGGCGAUCAGGACAAAGUAGUAGACAGCCUACUAAAAGAUCUAGAGAACCUGAGGACAUACGAGAUCAAAGGCAAAACAAACCUCCCCGCCAUGGGUCAUUUUGUCCAGACUCUUCAAAACUUCGAAACCCAAGCUGAGACCAUUGGCCUAUCUGGAGAGCUUAACAGUAAGAUCAUGUUGAGUCAGAUUAAGCAGAAGCUCCCAGAGGAACACCGCAUCGCAUAUUAUAAAGGUGUUAGAGAUGACAGGAUUGAUGAUUCCCUCACCGGUCUGGUCAAGUGGUUAUACAGCCAACUUUUGCUGCUCGAGAAGGCGAAGCCUAACAGUGGGGACAAUUCGCCUGGCCCUCCACAAAGACAACAUAAGGUGUAUAAGUCUACAAGCGCUGCUUCAUAUACUUCUGAUAACCAGAGCCAACCAAGCAAGGCCAGACACUCCGGGGUCGCCAAGUGUGCCAUCCACCCCAAUGCAGACUCGCACUACUUGAAGACCUGCAACAAGUUCAAGAGCCUGCCACAGAAUGAGAAAUAUAAAGUAAUGAGAAAGAAUGGUAUCUGUUACCGAUGUGGGCAUAACAACUGUGUUGCUGGCAAGCCUCCACAUGACCAAAACUCUUGUCAGUUUGUUGCUCCAUGCAGAGUCCAAACGUGUGGCAGUGACUCACACUUCGCAGCUGUCUGCCCUGUCAUAUACGGAGAGAGUGGUCAAGGUCCUGCAAACCAAACACGCAACACUAUGGAAUCUCCACGUUCAACCUCAAUCAACGUGACAACAGCCCACACCAACGAGACAGGGAAGCUUCAAAGCACUUUACCUACUGUUGUUGGUUAUCUACGAUGUGGCGAUGUCCGGCACCUGGUGCGCAUCCUGUUGGAUGGUGGCAGCCAAGCUACACUGUUAAGGGAAGGGAUUCUUCCAAGGACAGAGAGAGGCCUUUUCCAGGACCAUGAUCUGAGUCUUGUUGGUGGCAGCAAGAUAACAAGGAAAUUGAGACUGUUCGACUGCUACAUUGAAGAUAUUGCAGGGAAUUGGUCAUGUCCUUUAACCAUGACAGAGAUAAAUCAACCCUGCGGUGAUACUCCUAUUGUACUACCAGAACAGCUUCGGCAGUAUGAGCAUCUGAGCGCCAUUGAUAUCCAUGCUGCCCCAUCCGAAACCAUCGACGGACUCCUUGGUGUGGACAACACACACUUGAUGAUCUGGGAAGAAUACAUCCUUGGCGAAAAGUUUGAUGAUCCUGUCGCUGUAAGAUGCCCCUUUGGCUGGUUUGUUCAAGGAGGACGGUCUACAAGUUCAACUUCACUGCUGAACUACAUCAAUGUGUCAGCCAUUGGACCAUUGGAAGAGUUCAUAGGUCUGGAGACUGUGGGUCUGGAGCCCAAGAAGUGUAAGUGCUCCUCAGAUGUAUUGGACAAAGAAGCAACUGAGGCAAUGCAACGGAGCGUAACUCAGCUUUCUGAUGGAUCGUACGAAGUCAGACUGCCAUGGAGGAAGUCACCCGAUGACCUGCCGGACAACUACAACUAUGCUGUCAAAAGGUUGAGAAGCCUUGAGAAUCAGUUCAAAAACAGGCAUGAAGAUUGGGACAUCUACUGUAGACAGAUGAGAGACCAGUUAAAGAGGGGUGUUUCGCGCCAUGUCUCAGAAGAGGAGCUACAGCGAGACAGAAGCACUGGAAAAAAGAUGUGGUUCCUGCCACAUUUCGCUGUCACCAAGGACUCGAAGACAACUCCUGUCAGAGUGGUAUAUGACGCGAAGGCCAGGUUCCAGGGCCACUCAUUGAAUGACUACCUCAUGAAAGGUGAGAAUAUCAACUCUGAUCUCUUUGAAGUUGCCCUGAGGUUCAGAGAGAACGAGGUGGGCAUCAUUGCAGACGUCAGCAAGAUGUUUCAAGCCAUAAAAAUCAAAUCUGAUGAUGCUCGAUUCCACAGGUUUGUGUUUCGAGAGAAUUCUAGCCACCCAAUUCAAGUCUACGAACUGACAACUGUCACCUUUGGGGACAAGCCCUCACCAACUGCCACUAUAGUCACCCUUAGACAUGUGGUAGAUGAACAUGCACCGGAAGACGACAAACUCAAGGAAGUGGUUGCCAGGCAGUUCUACGUUGAUGACCUCAAUGAAUCUGGCACUAAUGUCCCAGAGGCUCUAGAGCUCAAAUCUAAGCUUAGCAAGACUCUUCAGAAAGGCAACUUCACCAUCAGAAAAUGGCAAUCGAAUGCGACAGAAGCCUGCGACGAAACAGAAGACAGCACAGAUGCCACUGCCCUGGGCACUAAAUGGAACCUCUCAAAAGACACGUUGAGGGUAAAGGAGGUGAAGUCGACUCUACUUGUUCCUACCAAGUGCAAUAUCCUGGCCCAAACUGCUUCGUAUUACGAUGUGUUUGGCAUGUUAUCUGGGCUCCUCGUUAGACCGAAGAUUCUCCUGCAAAAGCUAUGGCAGCUAAACCUAGACUGGGUUACCCCUCUCAACGACAAGGGUGAGCUUUGUGCCAUUCUACGAGACAUCAAUAGAGACUUUGAGGAGGUAGCUAGCAUUGAGAUUCCAAGGUGCUUGAUCCCAGAGCCUUUCAAGGGGAUAAGGCCUUUACCAGAAGUGUCCCUGCACGGAGCAAGCGAUGCUUCAGAAGAUGCCAUGGGUAUUGGUGUUUGGCUACGAUGGUCUCACCCUGAGGACACUGAAGCACAUCUAUCAUUUGUAUGUGCAAAAGCCAAACUCACUCCACUGAAGCAGUCUAGCAUUCCUCGAAAGGAACUUUAG